AUGACAUGCAGAAAAUGGGAAGGGAGCCGCAGCAAGGUGUCUGAAGAUUCCGAUUUCGGAGCUAAACCACCUAGUUCUUGGGUUUGUCCACACCAAUUUAGAGACACUCACGUGUUUUCUUCAACGAAGCAGCAGCGACUAAGCUGGACCAACGGUGGAGAAACGAGAAUCCAUUCCCAUUUCGAAGACUCCGGAGUGAUUGUUGCGGAGGAGGAGGCGGAGUUAGUGGCGGUGCUCCGGGAGGCUCAUCCGUACGUGAAUUUACAUAGAGACAACAAAUUUGUCGUUUUGUUGUCGGCUGAACUACUUGACUCUGGUUCGACCCUCGACGGUAUUCUCAAGAUGACGGAGCGAGGAGCUUUGGUGGUUUCUUCCUCUACCUGCUACGUCCCAUUCCGAUAUCCUCUUACAAGAAAGGGUUUUUCUUUCCGGCGGACGAAGAAGCUAAGCCCUAAUCGUCAAUUGAUGAAUCCUCAAGUUUCUGCGUCUUCUCCGUUACCGGUAAUUGUGAAAUGCAAUGGUUUCGAUUACGCGGAAAGUGCUGAGAAUCAUGUCGGCGAUAAGCAGUUUGUGCGGUGGUUCCGUGAAGCCUGGCCGUAUUUAUGGGCUCAUCGUGGCUGCACCUUCGUCGUUGUCAUCCUCGGAGAGAUUCUAUCGGGUCCUUACUGUGAUCCAGACAUAGCAUUUCUUCAUCAUCUGGGGAUUAAGUUUGUUCUAGUUCCUGGAACUCAAGUGCAAAUCGACCAGCUUCUAGCCGAGAGAGGACGCGAGCCUACUUAUGUGGGUCGUUACAGAGUCACAGACUCAGCAUCUCUGCAAGCUGCCAAGGAAGCCGCGGGAGCGAUAUCGGUAAUGAUCGAGGCCAAACUAUCUCCGGGACCUUCCAUUUGCAAUAUACGCCGACAUGGUGAUAGUAGUCGUUUGCACGAAAUUGGCGUUAGGGUCGACACUGGUAACUUCUUUGCAGCAAAGAGAAGAGGUGUUGUUGAUGGUGUUGAUUUUGGAUCAACUGGUGAAGUGAAGAAAAUAGAUGUGGAUCGGAUCCGUGAGAGGCUCGAUAGUGGUUCUGUAGUUUUAUUGAGGAACUUGGGCCAUUCCAGCUCCGGAGAAGUCUUGAACUGCAAUACCUAUGAGGUUGCAACAGCUUGUGCUUUAGCUAUAGGAGCAGAUAAGCUCAUCUGCAUAAUGGACGGUCCGAUUCUUGAUGAGAAUGGGCAUCUUGUUCGCUUCUUGACUCUUCAGGAAGCAGAUACGUUGGUCAGAAAACGAGCACAGCAAAGCGAGAUAGCUGCGAAUUACGUUAAGGCUGUUGGAGAUGGAGGAGGCAUAAGUAGUUUUCCUGAACCUCUUGGUUACAAUGGGAUGGUGACGACUCCCAGCAAUCAUAAUGGGAGACAGCUUUUGGAAAAACACACUCCGACUUUUCAAAAUGGUGUUGGAUUCGACAACGGAAACGGGUUGUGGUCAGGAGAGCAAGGCUUUGCGAUAGGCGGUGAAGAGAGGCUUAGCCGCUUGUACGGAUAUCUCUCUGAACUGGCUGCAGCAGCGUUCGUCUGCAGAGUGAGUCCCUUUGACCUAACCCUUGUGCUUCUGUUUGAUUACUACUUCCAAGGUGGUGUCAAAAGAGUUCACUUGUUGGAUGGUACCAUAAGCGGAGUGCUAUUGUUGGAGCUUUUCAAAAGAGAUGGUAUGGGGACUAUGGUGGCAAGUGAUGUAUACGAAGGAACACGAGAGGCGAAAGUGGAAGAUCUUACUGGAAUUAGACAAAUAAUCAAACCCUUGGAGGAAUCUGGGGCAUUGGUUCGUAGAACUGAUGAGGAGUUACUGCGAGCUUUGGAUUCGUUUGUGGUUGUGGAAAGAGAAGGACAGAUAAUAGCUUGUGCGGCUUUGUUCCCUUUCUUUGAAGACAAAUGUGGAGAAGUUGCAGCUAUUGCAGUCGCAUCAGAUUGUCGUGGACAGGGCCAAGGAGAUAAACUGCUCGAUUACGUUGAGAAGAAAGCUUCAGCUCUCGGACUCGAGAUGCUUUUUCUGCUGACGACGAGAACCGCGGAUUGGUUCGUGAGACGAGGGUUUCAGGAAUGUUCCAUCGAGAUGAUACCAGAAGCAAGACGAGAAAGAAUCAAUCUUUCGAGGAGAUCAAAGUAUUACAUGAAGAAGUUAUUGCCAGACAGGAGUGGGAUUUCAGUUGUUCGAACAUUUCAGUACGGUUCUUGAGAGUUCUUUGUAAAUUAGAGAAGCAAUUCUCAAAAUUUGGUUUUAAGGCUUAUAUGUACAUCUUCCAAAACGUUUUGAUAGUUUAUUAACUUAUUAUAAAUAUAUCAAUUAGCUUAAACAACACAAUCUAUAAACAAGUUGAGUAUACUUAAGGAUUGGCUUCAAGUGUAUUAGGGGGAGAUGGCUGAGUGUAGAUGUAAUCAAUGUGUGCGUCCGACGUCGUUUUCAUCAAGCAUUCCUCUGUUUCACACUUCUUCUCCAUCUCCUCCUUCUAACUGCAUGCGCUUUAGGAGGAUGCCUCUGUGUAUAGAUGUAAUCGAUAUUAGCAUCCGAAGUCGAUUUCAUCAAACAUUCAUCUGUUUCACACUUAUUAUCCUUCUCCUUCAUACAAUUAACACUGGAGUCUGGACGAGCCGACGAAGUAAUAACCAUGAAGCUAAGUAUAAGUGCUGCGACGAUUAUGAUGUUAGUCUUUGACAUAGUUUCUUCUUCUUCUUUGAAAUUUUUUUCUCUCUUUUUUUUAAUGUUUUUUGUGAUAUAUAUUGAGUGAGAUAAUGCAGGAGAAGAGUCA
Messenger RNA from Thlaspi arvense, 2785 nucleotides. The record is from the annotation of a GenBank genome assembly. Lineage: Eukaryota; Viridiplantae; Streptophyta; Magnoliopsida; Brassicales; Brassicaceae.